This is a messenger RNA of Canariomyces notabilis, 183 nucleotides long. RefSeq lists its product as uncharacterized. NCBI's taxonomy places the organism in Eukaryota, Fungi, Ascomycota, Sordariomycetes, Sordariales, Chaetomiaceae. Gene Ontology annotation, molecular function: protein binding. The annotation marks the transcript as partial. The record is from RefSeq and is a predicted model, not a curated record. The transcript has a single exon.
CGGCUCGAUGUGGACGCUCGUGAUUGUUGCCGUCGGACGGCAUUAUUGUGGGCGGCAGAACAAAAGCAGCGGGAAGUGGUGAUCCAACUCCUUAACGAUAGCCGAGCGGACGGAAACGCCAGGGACAGCCACGGGAAGACAGUCCUGAUAUAUGCUAUCUGGUACGCGCUGGUCAGCAUCGUC